AUGCAAUGUUUCAACAAAACACCAAUAUUUGAUCGGCAAAUUUUGAUAGUUGCAGACAUUACCAAUGCCCUCGAAGAUUCGUACCUGGAUAUUUUAUCAGACGACGAUGACGGUAAACAGUCAGAAGAGUCACCUCCUGUGAGAGAGUCUAGUCUAAGUGAUUCUGAUUCAGGUUCUCCUUCAGAAUUUGAAAGCGAAUCUCGGCCUUUGUCAGAAAUUUUUACUUCAUCGUCAUUCUGUCGAGGGCGUUCUACAACUAGAGGUGGAGCUAGAACACGAGGAGGUCGUUCAACAACUAGAGGUGGAGCUAGAACACGAGGAGGUCGUUCUACAACUAGAGGUGGAGCUAGAACACGAGGAGGUCGUUCUACAACUAGAGGUGGAGCUAGAACACGAGGAGGUCGUUCUACAACUAGAGGUGGAGCUAGAACACGAGGAGGUCGUUCUACAACUAGAGGUGGAGCUAGAACACGAGGAGGUCGUUCUACAACUAGAGGUGGAGCUAGAACACGAGGAGGUCGUUCUACAACUAGAGGUGGAGCUAGAACACGAGGAGGUCGUUCUACAACUAGAGGUGGAGCUAGAACACGAGGAGGUCGUUCAAGAUAA
Messenger RNA from Parnassius apollo (apollo), 609 nucleotides. Lineage: Eukaryota; Metazoa; Arthropoda; Insecta; Lepidoptera; Papilionidae. The record is from the annotation of a GenBank genome assembly.